Messenger RNA from Magallana angulata, 1916 nucleotides. RefSeq names its product cysteinyl leukotriene receptor 1-like. Gene Ontology annotation, cellular component: membrane. The transcript is spliced from 2 exons. The record is from RefSeq and is a predicted model, not a curated record. Lineage: Eukaryota; Metazoa; Mollusca; Bivalvia; Ostreida; Ostreidae. Gene Ontology annotation, biological process: G protein-coupled receptor signaling pathway. The coding region runs from base 177 to 1241 and encodes 354 amino acids. Gene Ontology annotation, molecular function: G protein-coupled receptor activity.
AUUUUUGUACGGUCACACUAGCAGUGUGAGGUAUAGCAGAGGCGCUAUAUAAACCCGCGGAGGGAUGCCGUACAGUUCAGUAGCGAGGUGCUGCUCUCUGGUGAUAGACGGAUAUUAGCAGUGAUCGACCCCAUAACACGACGCCCUGACGAUUCUUGUGCAAAGUAAAAAGAGAUAUGGACCCAAAUUACACGGAAUUUAACUUCACUGGGACCAGUUUUCCGGAUGGGGGGAUUUUUCAGCACAAACUUCGGAUAUAUACCCCCGCCAUUGUGUACACAGUUAUUUUGAUGAUCUUUGGGUUCUUUGGGAAUAGUCUGGUUUGGAUUGUGUAUUACUGGAGAUGGAAAAACCUAUCUACUCGGAUAUUCAUUUUGUCUCUCGCCAUGUUUGACCUUACCAACUGCGUCAUCACAAUGCCCACAGAAAUUGUCAUAAUGGUGGAUAAUUCUUUUUUUCAACUGGGAUUUGUAUGUAAACUUUCUCGAUUCACGACAUAUCUGUGUAACUCUUCCUCUACGUUGGUGUUAAUUGCAGUCGCCAUUGACCGGUACCAACGAAUCUGCUGCCCCCAUCGUCCGGUGAUGACGUCAUCCACGGCUCGGCGUUGUGUCCUCUGGUUGAUAGUGGUGGCUUUGACCAUAACAUGGCCGGCUCUGGUUGUUUACGGGAAGCACACUGUGAAAAUCAGGUCGCACGGUGAGGAGUUCUCGGUCCCUACGUGUCAAAUUGAGGACGGGUACGUCCAGUCUAUAUUCCCCUUAGUUUUGUACGGGAUCCAUGGAGUGGGCACGCUAAUCACAUUUGUCAGCUUCAUCGUUCUCUAUUCCUUCGUGGCGGUGGCUGUCAGACGUCAAUUAAUUUUCCGUAAGAAAUUAUCUUCCUGCCAAAUGAAGUCAGAAGACGGUUCCAAAAAAACUAUUCUGUCUACUUCCUGUGUGGCGGCCGUCGAGCGUAGCGUCCGUCUGACUGUCAUGUUGUCCGUUGUGACGUUUUCGUAUGUGAUGACGUUUUUACCGUUUGUAGUUAUCGCUAUUCAUCGAUCUAUUCAUCCUUCUUUCUAUCCCACCCUGACUGACUCAGCCAAAAUGGCGUACCAGGUGUUUCUCCGGUCUUACCUGUUGAACUGUUGUAUCAAUCCCAUCAUCUAUUCCUUUAUGAACACUGAGUUCAGAAAACGAUGUGCUUCUCUGUUCAAACAAGGUGUGUGCAAAUUCAUAUCCCCGAAUUAUGAAUUGUGAUUAAUAUAUGUGAUAUAAAGAUUAUUUUUCUAUUUUCGAUUUUUACGUCUUUAUGAAAUAUGUUGUGCCAUCAGUGACCAGUGUCAGGUUUUAUAGAUUGCUUUUGAUAAACAUCGUAAGUUAUUAGUCCUUAAUUAUGUUAUAUUCUAAUGAAUAUUGAUACAGACUGUUGUAUUACUCAACCGUUAAGUCGAUAGGCCAGUAUCAAUCAUGUUUUAUCUAUUCCAAAAACUCUACUGGGGAAGACUGCUCAGAGUAAAAAUGUUUUCGAAUGUAUAGUAUAAUUCUAUCAGAAGCUACUCUAUCCAUUUUCAAUUUCCGAUUUUCGGAGGUUUGGUGAUCAUAAAACACUCCGGAAAUUAUAAAUUUUAAUGUUCUAGUCAUAAACUCUUAAAUUAUUACAAUGUUUUUAACGUAAGUGUAGAAAAACGAAACAAAGUAUGGUUUAAAAAUUCUUUUUAAUUUGAACAUCAUCGAAUAUUUUCAAUCAGAGCUCUUUUUCAGGAGAUUAGAAAGACCACGUUAUAUAAUCUUUCUAGAGGAACAUAGGCAUUUAACGUAUUUAUAUUGGCAUUUAACGUAUUUAUAUUGGCAUUUAACGUAUUUAUAUUGGCAUUUAACGUAUUUAUAUUAGCUUUUAACGUAUUUAUAUGGAUAAAGUACAUAUACAUCAUA